Messenger RNA from Penaeus vannamei (Pacific white shrimp), 3447 nucleotides. The record is from RefSeq and is a predicted model, not a curated record. Lineage: Eukaryota; Metazoa; Arthropoda; Malacostraca; Decapoda; Penaeidae.
UUGACUUCACAGCUUGUGGCAUGUUCAUAUGGGUGUCUCUCAUUGUGCUCAUAAUGUUCGGUAUCCUGGCCAUCAUCUUCCAAAAUAGGAUCCUGAACAUCGUAUACUCUAGCGUGGGUGCCCUGCUCUUCUCCUUCUACCUGGUGUUUGACACACAACUCAUGAUAGGAGGGAACCACAAGUUCUCCAUCUCACCCGAGGAAUAUGUCUUCGCGGCCCUCACUCUCUACCUGGACAUCAUCAACAUAUUCACGUACAUUCUCUCCAUUAUCGGAAAUAGUCGAAGUUAAAGAAAAAGAGUUGAUGAUUGGUGAUGGCACUAGCUAGUCGGCUUGAAGAUGCGAGAAAAACUUACUUUGCAGAUGGCCUACUGUAAAGUGAAUUGAGUUCACUUGUACUAUUAUUAGUGCAUAUUUUCUGUUUUGGAAGAGAUUGUUAUAUUUUGUAUUUGAUUUUUAUAAUGAUCUAAGAGAUAUUUUUUUUUUUUUUUUUCUUCUUCUUCUUCUUCUUCUUAUAACAUUUUUAUUUACUUGCUUGCUUUUUUUUUACAUAAUUAUCAAGUAAUAGGCCAAUGAUUCAUUAUAUAUAUGCACAGUACAGUAUAUAUUAUUCUUUAUUUAGAGAUUUAUCUUACCUGGUACUUCAUUUUUCAAGCUGUCAAAUCCUAUAGUCUGUAUAUUAUUAAGUUUACCAAUUAAAGACAAUUCACUGAGACUUCUCUGCAGGAAUUGAUGAUGACAGUAUCUGAGUACUGCAGAUCUCUAGUUUUUUUUAUGAGCUGUUUUAUUCAGAUCCUACACCACUCUUAGUUUAAAUGAUUAAUUGAAGGUUAUGUGUGCUAAUGCAAACCACUGCAAGAAAAAAAUAACAAUGAAGUGUAUAUCUGUAUGUCCUAGAAUCUAGUGUAGGAUGCCAUCUUAUCCCAUAUUUGUUAGCUUCAUAGAUGGGUAUAGUAUCUAACCCCCCUGCAAUGACCCUCUGCUGCUAAUGUAUAUACAUUUUGGCCAGUUCCUAUGUCGGUUUUGUAUUCCAGUGACAGGUUUCUAGAAAGUCUCGUUACUUUCCUAUUUUCCCAACAUUUUUUUCCAAGGCUGCAGCCUGAUUUUGAGUUUGUGUAUGCCAAGACUGCAACGAAAAGGGAGGUGGAAGUUAUGUAGAACUUUUUUUUUUGGGGGGGGGAGGGAUGUAAAGAUUUUUAUGUUGUAUGUCAGGCAGGAAUUGAGGACCAUGUACAAGUUAGAUGUGUUUUUUUUCUCUAUUUGGUAAUUCUCACACACAUGAACCCCCCUGCCACACACACACACCCAUACUCAAUCACACCUAGGGAGAUAAAUUUUGAAGGGACUGCUUUAAAAUCUCAUGUAUACUUCCUUGUGAAACACUAUAUAUUAAAAGCACAAAGUUAUUACAUUUACUAUGACAUUAAGAAAAAAAUAUUAUUUUGCAAUUGAUAUGCAUUCCAAAAGGGUUAUCAUUAGUAUAGUUUAUACUGUACAAAUUGUAAAGAAAAGUUUUGUUUUUCUACUUCAUUGUUUUUGUUGCUUUAUAGUCCUACUGUUUUCUGUUUUUUAAUCAAGUGUUUUUGAUGUUUGUUUUUUUUGCACUAUCACAAACUUGUGGAUUUACAAAGCCUGAUAAAAGAAAGAAACAAAAACAAGAAACAAGAACAAAAAAAGAGAUAAUAAACAAAGAGAAAAAGAUACUGAAUUGUAUAUGUCCCUUCCAUUGGCAAGAUUAAAGCACUCUUUGCUGUACAGUACUUUGUAUUUUGAGAAAGACAUGAGCGAGUAGGCAAGGGCAAGAAACAGAGACAUUGAGAAAUAGUGAGUAGGUGAGUGAGUGAGUGAGAGAAUGAGAGUGAAUGAAAAUUAAAUGGUAUCUAUAAAAUUAGUAAUAUCUACAGAUUGUAAUGAAUUAUGUCUUGUGGCGAGAGGUCUUUUAUGUUUACAGCGCUCUUAUCAGCCAUGUUAUGAUUCAUUCCUUGCUCUCUUUACUCGAUUAGUCAAGAAGGGAAUAAUGUUGAGGAUCUGAAUUGUAAAGCGUAAUGUAUAGGUUAAGUGACGUAUUUAUAUAUGUAAAUGUAUCUCUUUAUUUGAUUUUUUCUAUGAAGACCAUUGGGUUCAAUGGUAUUCCAAGGCAAAAUAUUAGUCUGAGUUAAUUGGGUCAGAGGAUUAUCAGAUUUUCAUCAUUGGUGUAUGUUUAUCUGUAUCUACAUUCACAUGUUUUUUUUUUUCACAUUUCUGUCAUUGCAGAUUUGAGUGAUGAAUCAGAUGAGCAUAUCAAAAAGUACAUAGUAAAGAAUAUUUUUGUAAAAAAUAAAGUAAGAUAAAGUAAAGAUUAUUUUUCUCCAAAGUGACUUGUAUUUAUCAUUUAGUAUUUUAAGGGAAUUUUAGUCAUAAACCCAUAAAUGCUAAUUGAUGCUGUUUUGAAUACAAUUAAGAACUAGUAUGUGAACACAAAUUACAUGUAUAUUUUCCAUCUUUUGUCUCUUAGAUCCUUUCAUUUAUAUGAUGUGUAUAAAGAUUUUAGUGUGAAAACAUCAAGAAACGAGACUAUGUUAAUUGAUUAAGACAGAGGAGAAUAAAGAAAAAUCUUAAUUCUUUUCUAUGAUCCAUUUUAGCAGAAAGUAAGUCUCAAAUGUUUGAAUUUUAUGUAAGAAAAUAAAUUGGUUUGGGAUGAGAAUGUAAAAUGCAAAAGAAAGGUGUAAUAGAUAUAAUUUAUAGACUACAAACUGAAAUACUAUGAUGUUCUGUGUACUGUAGUUUAUCCUGUGCAAUUUUCUUUGUGAAUGUUUCGUGUCUGCAGUUCAGCACCACUUAUGAUAUGAAUCUUGAAAUAUCUCUAUUACUCAAUUUAUGUCAUUUAAUUUUUUCCGAGUCUGAGAGUAUUUUUACAUUUAAGCAUUUCUUUGUCUCCUCAAUAGAGAUUGUGUUCUCUUUGGCUCUCUCUAACUCACUGGCUUUGUCAUAAACAUCUGUAGUUCAGCAUUGUGAAUAUUUGUUUUUCAUGUUCUCUAAAGGGCUUGUUACAUUGAGCCAAAUUUUCUUGGAUUGCUAAAGAUUGUUUAUCAUAAGGCUUUAAUAUCAUGUUGAAUUCAUUCAGGUUUCUAUGUAACUGGAAUAUCUUGGCUGUAAGUUAAUUUAUUUUCCAUUUUGUAGCCUUGUAUAUUUUAUUCCUUUUGAAAAUAUUCUCAUGAUAGUAUUAUGAAUGUUUUAUAUGUGAAAAUUUAAACAUUUAUACAUUAAUGAAAGAUGAAACUGCAGAAUCAGUGAAAAUCAAACAAAUUAUUCAUAUUUGUAUGUUAAGCUUGUAUUCAGAAAAAGAUGGUUACAUUUGACUUAUUAAGUCUUUCAAGUCGUAUUAUGUAUUUAAAAAUCCAAGAAAAAACAUUUUAGGACUGUAAUUAAAUAUAUUAUUAUUGUCACAUACAUUAUAUAAGUUAUUAAA